Messenger RNA from Dioscorea cayenensis subsp. rotundata (Guinea yam), 1000 nucleotides. Its product is annotated as NADPH-dependent aldo-keto reductase, chloroplastic-like. Gene Ontology annotation, cellular component: cytosol. The transcript is spliced from 7 exons. The record is from RefSeq and is a predicted model, not a curated record. Gene Ontology annotation, molecular function: aldose reductase (NADPH) activity. The coding region runs from base 10 to 945 and encodes 311 amino acids. NCBI's taxonomy places the organism in Eukaryota, Viridiplantae, Streptophyta, Magnoliopsida, Dioscoreales, Dioscoreaceae.
UAGAAGAUAAUGGAUGAUUAUUUUGAGCUCAAUACAGGAGCAAAGAUACCAUCUGUUGGAUUUGGCACAUGGAAGGUACCUCCUGGCUUGGUUGGAGAUGCUGUCAUUGCGGCUGUUAAGGCUGGUUAUCGGCAUAUUGACUGUGCCAGAAAGUAUGACAAUGAGAAGGAGAUUGGAGCUGCUUUGAAGCACUUGUUCUCCAAUGGAGUGGUGAAACGCAGUGAACUCUUUGUCACUUCCAAACUAUGGUGCAGUGACCAUUCGCCUGAAGAUGUAUCAAAGGCUCUGACCCGAAUACUGGAGGAUUUGCAGCUUGAUUAUAUUGACCUUUUCCUUAUACAUUGGCCAAUUCGCACAAAACCUGGCACGUUAGGAUUUGAGGCAGAAGUCAUGCUUCCUUUAUGCAUGGCUGAAACAUGGACUGCCAUGGAGGGUUUGUAUGCAUCUGGGCAGGCAAGGGCCAUUGGUGUUAGUAACUUCUCAACCAAGAAGUUGCAAGACCUGUUAACUCAUUCCAAAGUGCCACCAGCCGUCAACCAGGUUGAGUGUCACCCAGUUUGGCAGCAACCUGUGCUUCAUAACUUGUGCAAGUCCACAGGCAUCCAUCUCUCAGCAUAUGCUCCAUUGGGCUCUCCAGGAUCAUGGAUCAAAGGAGAAGUCCUCAAGGAACCAAUUCUGUUGGAAAUUGCAGAGAAGCUUAACAAGUCUCCUGCACAAGUUGCUCUACGUUGGGGUAUUCAGAGCGGACACAGUGUCUUGCCAAAGAGCACAAAUGAAGCUAGAAUCAAAGAGAACCUUGAUUUGUUCAGUUGGACCAUUCCUCAAGAUCUCUUCUCAAAGUUCUCUCAAAUCCAACAGGCAAGGCUACUUCGGGGUGAUUUUGCAAUCCAUCAAACUGGUAGUCCUUACAAAAGCCUUCAAGAACUCUGGGAUGGUGAGAUAUAACAUCAUCAAGUUGAGAAAAAUCUUUACCCUUUUUUUUUUUUUUCACUUUGGCACU